GUCAAAACAUUUUAAAAAGUAACGUUUUGUUAUCUUGUUAGUUGUAAAAUUUCAUAGUUUAAAAAAGCCACAUUUCUUAUAAUAAGUACAAUACCAGUUAAGUAAAAAACAUGUCAAGUUUAUUAGCGGAAGUUUUGUCCUCCGCCGAGAAGGUGGAAAUGCAAGAAAUCAAAACAAAAGUGCCCGAAUUACAAACAAUGAUGCGAAAUUGCAAAGAAAACAUACUGAAAUAUGUGGACGAUACGUACGCCAAAAUGAGCCACUUUCCGCAACAAAACGCCGAUCUGUUGUACAAAGCAAGGAAGGCGCACGUUGAAAUGGACGAACUUAAACAGACCAUUGAGGGGUUGAAGAAAAAUGAUUUGGUGCAGGCGUCUGCUGAAAUAAAAAAUCUGGAGGAGGAGCUGAAAAUGGUCCAGUUGGAGGUGCAGCUAGUUUUGCCCUUGUGUGAGAUCAAUGAGGAUCUGUUGGCAUUCGAUGGCUUUCUGGUCACAAAAUCUUAUGUUAAAUGCAUGGAACUGGUAAAAAAGAUGCUUGCUAUGAUUAAUUCUGUGCCAGAUAAUGAGUGCUUGGAUGCCUUAAUUGAAUUAAACAGUAUCAUAUGGACAAAAAGGGAACAACUCUUUGGUGAAUUGCAUGAUGUAUUUACUGACAGUGUCAUAACAACUAGUGAUGACAAUAAAAUUGUACUAAAAAUUAAGCAAAACAACACUGAACUUGAAGAGGCACUCACAGCAUUGUACAUAGAAAAUAACUCAAAAAUUUAUUUGUUACAGAAGUUUGUCAUAUUUUUGAGAGAUGAAGUAUUAAUUGCCUUAAUUGAUUAUGUGACUCAAAUAAAUAUUCAAAAUGAUAUGUCAUUUAAUAUAUUAGAAAUAGAGAAGAAGGCAAAAAAACCAGACACUUACAACAAUGUUUUCAAAAGGAUUGAAUGUUUUAUACAGUUCUUGUUUGAACAUUUUAAUUUGGAAUUGGAUUCAAAUACAACCACAACCUCAUAUAUUGGCACAAACUUGAGAGACCGUUUAUCAGAAUUACUUAUAAAUAAUUGUUUGGAAAGAACCAUACCAUCAACAAUGGAAGGACUUGAAGAAUAUAAUGUUGUAAUUAAAGAUACAGAACAACUACAGAAAACUUUAGUUAAGUAUAAUAUCUUUGAUGAAAACACAAUGUCAAUACAGGACUAUGCCAACAACAUAAAUGUUUUAUUCAUCAACAAGAAGUGCCUGGAAUACAGCAAAUUGGCAGAGUCAAUUAUGAAAAAGGAUCUUCAUGACAUGACAGAAGUGGGAGUGCCUUAUGAUCCAAAUAAUCCAUCAGGAUAUGACCCUGCAUCUUUCCACCAAUGCAGUGUUUCCAAAAGUGUCAUUGAACUAUGUACUCUUUGUGAGAAGAUCAUGGAGAGAGCCAUUGAUUCCAGUGAGGUGUUCUGUGGGCCUUUAGUCUGCACAGCACAGAACAUUGUCUAUAAAUAUGGCAGCUUUGUUUCAGAGUAUCAUAAAAGACUCCUUCAAACAAUUCCACAACAGAUUGCUUUGUUUUACAAUAACUGUGACUACUUGUCUCAUGAAUCAUCCAUAUGGAAUUCCAAAUAUGGUGAACAACUGAGGAGUACAUUAAAUCUUUCAAAGAUUUUUGACAACAUGAAGCUAAUGACAAUUGCCACUUCCUCAUUUACUACUUAUGUAGAGAGUCAAAUUGCCCAGAUUAAUGAGAUUAUGAAGGAUGCAGGCUUGACAGGCAAGAGUUUGAGUAAACUGGAACCUGUUACAGAAAAAUGUGUGAGGCAAUGUUUGAGGCAACAAGAACUGCUUAAGACAGUUUGGUCAAAAGUUUUGUCUUAUACAGAAUAUAACAGAACAUUGGGAGUUAUAUUUAGCUCAUUAUGUGAGUUUAUUGUCAAUGCAGUUGUUAAAUUUGAGGAUAUUCCUUCAGAUGUGGCAGAACAAUUGGUGGAAAUAAUAAAAAUAAUCCUUAAUAGAGGUCCCAAAUUGUUUACAGAUCCCAAUGAAAUUAGUCUUUAUGUGGAAAGCUGGCAUCGCUUGAAUGAACUGAACUUUGUGCUGGGUGCCAGUUUGAUUGGCAUAACAGACAGAUGGGCGGAUGGAAAAGGAGUUUUGGCGUUGUAUUUUAAAACGGCGGAAAUGAGGCAAUUAAUCAGGGCUUUGUUCCAGAAUACAGAUAAGAGAGCCGCAGUUUUGUUAAAAUUUCAAGAUAAAUAUAGUGAUAAUGUUUAAUUUAUAUUUUUUAUAUAUAUUUUAAUUUAAUAAAAACUUUUUUAUACUAA
Messenger RNA from Aethina tumida (small hive beetle), 2287 nucleotides. RefSeq names its product centromere/kinetochore protein zw10 (gene Zw10). The record is from RefSeq and is a predicted model, not a curated record. Bases 111 to 2237 code for a protein of 708 amino acids. Gene Ontology annotation, cellular component: RZZ complex; chromosome, centromeric region; nucleus. Gene Ontology annotation, biological process: mitotic spindle assembly checkpoint signaling; mitotic cell cycle; endoplasmic reticulum to Golgi vesicle-mediated transport. NCBI's taxonomy places the organism in Eukaryota, Metazoa, Arthropoda, Insecta, Coleoptera, Nitidulidae. The transcript has a single exon.